Stylophora pistillata is the source of this 1611-nucleotide messenger RNA. Its product is annotated as tumor necrosis factor receptor superfamily member 16. Gene Ontology annotation, molecular function: nerve growth factor binding; coreceptor activity; death receptor activity. Gene Ontology annotation, biological process: Rho protein signal transduction. Gene Ontology annotation, cellular component: plasma membrane; cell surface. The record is from RefSeq and is a predicted model, not a curated record. NCBI's taxonomy places the organism in Eukaryota, Metazoa, Cnidaria, Anthozoa, Scleractinia, Pocilloporidae.
AUUCUCAGGGUUCUCCCUAGAUUCUUUCUUUCUAGUUCUCACGGCCUUCGAAGAUGUGAUAGCUAUGAAAUUGUACGUGUUUCUCAACAUUCUCCUGGUCAUUGGAGAAUUGGUCACCAGAACUACUGGUGAUGGUGGGUGCAGACCAGGCAAAUAUUGGAAUCCCAAAAUCCUCAGAUGUCUGGAUUGCACUACUUGCCGUGAAGGAGAGAGGCUUAUCUCCCUCUGCCAAGAGUCACAGGACGCUUCCUGUGAGACCUGUCCAAAGGGGACGUAUUUGCAUGCUGAUAAUAAAUCAGUGUGUGUUCAGUGCAGUUAUUGCAAAGAAGGACAAGUGACAGAAAGUGAGUGUGUGUCAUGGGCAGACACCCAAUGUGGAAAUCCUGUAUGUAUGCCACCACCUUCAGAAAGACCUCUUACAUUAACUAAACAACCUUUCAUACAAACAACGAUGCAAACUCAUUUCCAAGGAGGAUCUGCCCCUAAGAAAGUUGACCAUACUAACGAAGCACCAGACUUCAGAUGCCCCAAUAGCACGUUCAGUGAUCACAUGUCAUGGAUCUUCUUAGUCUGCCUUGUUCUUGUAUCAUUGUUGUGUGGUGUUUUGAUUAUUUGGAUAAAACGGAGUGGAAUGAGUUUGCUUAGUUUGCUCCGUAUGGCUAAGAUACCAUUACCAAACAAACCAGAAGAUGGAGUGAUUCGAAAAGUUUCUGUGAUUUCAGCAUCAGGAAGAUCAGAAACAAGAGUUCUUAAAGAGAAUGGGAUGAAAUUCAAUACAACCUCGGCUACCAUCACUGAACAGUUGGCACGGUUGCUAAAUCCAGAAAAUGGCAAAAACUACAAGAAUUUGGCUGGACUAAUGGGCUAUGAUUCCACUUUUAUUGGUAAUCUGAAGCUGACCCCGACAGAAGCCACCCAAAAACUUCUUGAGGAUUGGCAGGUGAGAGAAGAUGCUACAGUUUUUAAACUGUACUGUUAUUUGGAACAACUUGGGAGACAUGAUGCCAUGGAUGUCCUUCUUCCCCUUCUCACCGGCCAGGGAAGCGAUGUUGCAAUGGUUUGAGGAAGUGUUGCCUUUUCUCUUAGCCCCUUGCUUUUAGAUAAAGCUAGCAGUUUCUAGACUUCUGCUGAAGGGGAAUGGCAGCGCUUAAUGAAAUCACAUUGAUAUCUUAGAUUUAUUAGUUUUGACAGAAUCACACAUUAGGGUGCCAGCUGAUGGAGUCACUUAAAACUAAAACCAGACUAGUCUCAACUGCCAAUGAGAUGUAAGGCAGUUAAAGUCAGAAGCAUCCUCAUGCAUACAGCAACAUGAGUGUUCAUGUCACAGUUGGGUUUUAGUCACACACCUGAUUGGUUGAGAGAGUGGCACAAACAUUAGGUUCCAGUCCAUCAUUACUCUCAUUCACUUGAAAAUCAGCCUGUAAAUGUCCUGAGCAUGUUGUUUAGCUAUUAAAGGCAUUUGCAAUUGCAGCAUAAUUAUAUCGAUGCGCGCAAUGUUUAUCUUAAAAAGGGAACAGCAUAUUUCUUCAUACUUCUUGACAAUUUUUUUUUACUCUUUACAAGCUUCAAAUUUAUUUUCUAAUAAGUAAUUAAUAAUUUUAUAGUGCUUCA